AUCUAACAUAUAUAUAACCAUGGCCCCAUUCCAACAUUCAAGUCAUAGAAUAGUAUGUGGUUUAACCAGUCUUUACCUAUAUCAGUCUUGCUACCAUGGUCCAAAUUGUUGUUGCUGGAGGCUCAGGAGAAGUCGCUCAGGAGGUCAUUAACGCCUUAGUAGCCACCAAAAAACAUGACAUUACUAUUUUCAGUAGAAAAGUGACGGAGGUUCGAGACAGCAAUCGGCAUGGUGUUACGUGGCGUCAAGUCAACUAUGAGAACAAGGUUGAAUUAGUCGCGGCUUUACAGGGCGUCGAUACCGUGCUUUCCUUUAUCCAACUCCUCCACGAUCCAGGCAAUAAGGCGCAGAAAAGCCUGAUCGACGCCGCUGUCAUAGCUGGUGUAAAGCGGUUUGCACCGAGCGAGUGGGGAAGUUGUAGCGGUGUAGGAAUGCCAUGGUGGACGGGCAAAGACGAAGUCAAGGAGUAUUUGAGAAAAGUGAACGAGAACAAAAAGGUCCUGGAAUACUGUUUAUUCCAGCCUGGCUUGUUCCUGAACUAUCUUGCUACUCCGCAUAAGACCUCAAAACACCUAACACCACUGAACACCUUUAUCGAUAUCCAUAACCGUCGCGCUAUCGUCGUCGAGGGGCACGAUCCCAUCAUGACCUUCACUACUAUCCAGGAUAUGGCAGCGGUAGUGGCUCAAGCUGUUGAGUUUGAAGGAGAGUGGCCCGUGGUUGGAGGUAUCAGGGGCAACAGUCUUCCAGUCUCAAAGAUUAUUGAGAUCGCUGAACAGGUCCGAGGUGGCCCUUUCGAGGUAGAUACAGUCAAAUUCGAAGAUCUCGAAGUUGGGAAUCUAACGACAUCCUGGAAGUUGGAGGCUCGCCACCAUAGCGUCACAGAUGAGGAGGCAGCUGAUAUGCUCAAGGGAGUACUCGUAGGUAUGCUCUUAAGUAGUGCUAAGGGUGCUUGGAACAUAUCCGAUGAGUGGAACCAGUUGCUACCGGAUUAUAGGUUCACUGAUAUGAGUCAGUUUCUAGGUGAAAUUUGGCAAGAGAAGGCAUAAUGUGCCGGCUUCCGCAAUAUAUAGAACCAAUAUGUGUAAGCUAUAUAGGGAAUGAUAUCUCUUGAGCCUGAGAGUAUAGAGUGGUUUACUCGAAAGAUAUUUUGAUCAAUACCUCUAGGUUAGGUACCUACCUAGGCAGUUAUAAGUAGAUCUCAUUCAACC
Daldinia caldariorum is the source of this 1211-nucleotide messenger RNA. RefSeq names its product NAD(P)-binding protein. The transcript is spliced from 6 exons. NCBI's taxonomy places the organism in Eukaryota, Fungi, Ascomycota, Sordariomycetes, Xylariales, Hypoxylaceae. Bases 96 to 1049 code for a protein of 317 amino acids. The record is from RefSeq and is a predicted model, not a curated record.